UAACUCAUAAAGUACAUCAUGCACCAACAUGAAGCCUAGAAGAAAAUGCAAGUGAAAAACUCGUGGCCAAUAUCCACUGCUUCUUCUACCAUUCUCGAGGACGAAAUCAUGUAUUGAUGCUUCACUGUUUUGUAUGAUCCGUGAUGCUAAAUGAUUCUCUUGUAAUCUCCAUUUGUUGGAAAGUAUCACUCAAAAGAAAGUGUAAAGAAGAGAAUAAAUAGCAAACUAAUAUUGUCGAUGUUGGCUGCUUAAAGCGUUGAUGUGAUUUGAAGAAUUUAAUUCUGCUUUCUACCCAAUUAUUCCAGAGUCCAUUUAUUUAGAGCAAUAUCUCUGCACAUAAGCUUGUAGUACUGUCUGAUAGAGGAAAUUGGUUAGCAAAGAGAGUGAUAAGAAAGGUGUUACUCUACUUCUUUCAAGAGUGCUGGAUUCAAUGGCUGAUUUGAAGAGCUGUGAUGAAUGGAAACCUUUCAUAGCAAUGAUAACAAUUGAUUUUGCUUUUUCCAUUGUGAAUAUUCUUCUCAAGAAAGUCCUUGAUGAGGGUAUUAACCGUUUGGUCCUUAUCACAUACCGGCUUUCGAUUUCUGCAAUUUUCUUGGGUCCUAUCGGCUACUUCCGGGAAAGGGGUAGCAGACCGCCGCUCACAUUUCGCAUCUUAUGCUACCUGUUCCUCAGUGCGAUUGUUGGGGCAUCACUGACACAAUGCUUCUUCCUUAUCGGCAUUCAAUAUACAUCUGCUACAUUUUCAUGUGCCUUCAUCAACAUGGUUCCUGUCGUUACGUUUAUAAUGGCACUGCCAUUCAAAAUGGAGACUGUUCAUAUAAAAUCCAAUAGCGGAAAAGCCAAAGUACUCGGUACCCUGGUGUGUGUUGCUGGUGCCAUGCUGUUGACUCUCAUCCGAGGAGCACCAUUAUUUAACAAUUCACCUGGUCAAGCUGUAACUCGAGCCAUGGAUCAUAGCCUAAAGCUGAGCCAAACUAAAAGGGCCGGAAGAUGGACCUUUGGUUGUAUUGCUUUGCUUGUUGGAACGCUGUUGUGGUCUGGUUGGUUUGUACUUCAAUCACAUAUUGGAAGGAGAUACCCCUGCCAAUGUUCUAGCACUGCCAUUAUGUCCUUCUUUGGUGCCAUUCAGUCAGCUAUUUUAUGCUUGUCCACUGAAAGGAGCCUCUCCAUAUGGGUUCUGAAGGGGAAAAUAGAAAUUAUAACUGUCCUGUAUGCUGGAAUCAUAGGAUCAGGCUUGUGCUAUGUGGGCAUGUCAUGGUGUGUUAAGAAAAGGGGUCCAGUCUUUACAGCAGCAUUCAGUCCCCUAGUUCAGAUAAUGGCAGCCAUGCUUGAUGUCCCUAUCCUCCAUGAGGAACUCUAUCUUGGCAGUUUGCUGGGAUCCAUCUUUGUGAUAAUUGGCUUGUACAUUCUUCUUUGGGGUAAGAACAAAGAAAUGCAGAAUCACGCAACAAGAGUAGCUCAAGAAGCUGAAGAGAUAAAGGAACAAGAGCCCCCCUUACAAGUUGUCAGUACUGUCUCUUGUGAUUCAAGGUGUCCUUGAGGCCAAGUUAAAUGAUCUUUCCUCUUUCCAAGAAAAUCCAUGUUUGGUACUAAUUGUACUUUCCUUUAAAUUCCACUAACAUUCGAAUAAAUCUCGAAGAAAAUAUUUUCA
Molecule: messenger RNA, 1651 nt
Organism: Populus nigra (black poplar)
Lineage: Eukaryota; Viridiplantae; Streptophyta; Magnoliopsida; Malpighiales; Salicaceae
Product: WAT1-related protein At3g30340-like
Exons: 6
Coding region: 431-1540 (369 amino acids)
Cellular component (GO): plasma membrane
Molecular function (GO): transmembrane transporter activity
Source: RefSeq, a predicted model, not a curated record